UUUUUUUUUUUAACGUCUACGUCUCUGACCUAACUCCUUCACUGUAUGGAUUCCAAUGUUCACAGGAAAACUUUUUUUUCACCUGUGUAGUUUAGUAAUAUAUGUAUGGCUCACAAGGCUUGUCAGAACAGACGGGAAAAAAAUGGAGCAUUUAUUACAAGAGUUGGGCAUUGAAUUAAGGCUUCCUUCAUUCUAGACAUGUACUCUACCCCAAGCUAGCUCCCUAUGCUAUUUUUGUACUUUGUAUUUUGAGACAAGGCCUCUGUAAAUUGCCUAGGCCACCUUGGAUUUGUAAUCCUUCCGUUUUAAACUGGAUGAAAGGCUGAGACACCAAAGUUGAUGUCAAAAAGUAUCUCUAAGUAAUAGCGCCUUUAGUCUCUUCCUUCGUUUUAAAGUGCAGUUAAGUGAUUGCCAACUUUCUGUGCGGAUUCCAAUUUUAUAAUUAGUACACGAGUUUUUAAACAUCAGUUUGAUCAGUUUAUUAUAACUAAUAAACUCUCCUAUCAAAGUCUCAACUGAUGUUCAAUCAAAUCCUGAUUUCAACCGCGACUUUUAAAGCAGCCUUACUGUGAGCGCUGGUCUCAGUGCUGACACCUCUGGUUUCUGUACACCCUCCUCCGCUGUCAGUAGGGAGAACACAGAACUCUGGGAAAUGUAGUCGUGCCCUCUGUGACGUCACAAACAGCCGCUCUGCGAACCGCACUUCCGCAUCCCGUCUGCAGACGUUUGUCUUCCCCUAAGUUAGCGGUGCUGAGUCCUGCUCCUCGCUCUUGGUUGGAUCUCUGACAUGGAGGUUGGUCCAGGGAGCAGUGCAGCCUGAGGGAAUGUGCAGGGUGGGUGGUCCGACUUGGAGGGAACGGAGCUGAGGUGGAUCAGAGGAAAGGUGAAGCCGAGUUGGAGAUGCUGUGCUGCUGACCUAAGCUGGGCCACUGAGCCUGGAUGCAGUGGGGAGACCAGUAUGGGGGUGGCGCUGUGAGUGAAAGCUUUGUUCAGACGCUGCCUUAUACGCUUCUGGGGUGGGAAAGCUGGCCCUGUAGCCCAGAAAUGUGGACUGGUGGAAGGUUCAGUAUUGUCCCCUGCAGGGUAGGCUGACUCACUGCUUGCGUCAGAGAUGUUAAUAGGAGCCCACAUUCCAGCUUGCCUGGGGAAGCCAGUUGGUACUAGCUGACCCACUCUUACUUGACUGUGGUCAGAUUUCUCAGGACUUCUAGAUCAAGUGGAGAUCUGGUACCUCCUGUACUUUAUGGCCGGCCUAAUACUCUUAGUUUGAGUUGAUAGAUGUUGCUAGUUUCCAGGGACAGAGUUCUGCUAUGGAGGAAAUGCUGUCAUUCAGGGAUGUGGCCAUUGAUUUCUCUGCAGAGGAGUGGGAAUGUCUGGACCUUGCUCAGUGGAAUCUGUACAGGGAUGUCAUGUUGGAGAAUUACAGCAACCUUGUGUUCCUGGGUCUUGCAUCCUGUAAGCCAUACCUGGUCACAUUUCUGGAGCAAAGACAAGAGCCUUCAGUUGUGAAGAGACCACCAGCAGCUACCAUGCACCCAGGGGGAAAGCCCUAUAAAUGUCAAGAGUUUGACAAGGCCUUUGAUUGGAACUCACUCCUUAUUCAACACCGGAGAAUUCACCCUGUGGAGAAACCCUACAAAUGUGAAGAAUGUGGUAAGGUCUUUAGUGCUCACUCAGCACUUUCUAUACACCAGAGAAUCCAUACAGGAGAGAAGCCCUACAAGUGUGAAGAAUGUGGCAAGGCCUUUAGUACUCGCUCAGCACUUUAUAUACACAAGAAAAUUCAUUCUGGAGAAAAACCCUACAAGUGCGAGGAAUGUGCAAAAGCCUUUUAUUUCCCUUCAUUACUCAAGCAACAUCAAAGAACUCAUUCCGCAGAGAAUCUCUGCAAGUGUGAAGAAUGUGGCAAAGCCUUUUAUUUACCUUCAUUCCUUAAGCAACAUCAAAGAAUUCAUUCUGCAGAAAAUCCUUACAGGUGUGAAGAAUGCGGGAAAGCCUUUUCCUAUCCCUCAACCCUAAAGCAACAUCAAAGAAUUCAUUCUGGAGAAAAACCAUACCGCUGUGAAGAAUGUGGCAAAGCAUUCCGUAGGUCAACAUACUUUCACCAACACCAAAGAAUUCAUACUGGAGAGAAACCCUACCAGUGUGAAGAGUGUGGGAAAACAUUCUACUAUCGUUCAAACCUGAAGGGACAUCAAAUUAUUCAUUCUGGAGUGAAACCGUACAAGUGUGAUGUGUGUGGCAGCAUGUUUAGAACCAGCUCAGACCUUUCUAAACACCAGAGAAUUCAUGCUGAAGUGAAGCUGUAUAGCUGUGAAGAGUGUGGGAAAGCCUUUUCUACUCAUUCAUACCUCAUUCGGCACAAACUAGGCCAUUCUAGAGAGAAACCAUACAAGUGUGAAGAAUGUGGCAAAACAUUUUGUUAUCCUUCAAUCCUUAAAGAACAUCAAAGAAUUCAUUCUGGAGUGAAACCUUACAAUUGUGAUAUAUGUGGCAGCAUGUUUAGAACUCGCUCAGAACUUUCUAAGCACCAGAGAAUUCAUGCUGAAGUGAAGCUCUACAGCUGUGAGGAGUGCGGGAAAGCCUUUUCUACUCAUUCAUACCUUAUGAGGCAUAGACUUGGUCAUUCUGGAGAGAAGCCCUACAAGUGUGAAGAAUGUGGGAAAUCAUAUAGCUACCCUUCACUUCUUAAGGAACAUCAAAGAAUUCAUUCUCAAAAUCCCUACAAGUGUGACAUUUGUGGGAAGGUUUUCUGUACUCGCUCAGGACGUUCCAAACACCAGAGAAUUCAUACCGGAGAGAAACCCUAUAAGUGUGAAGAAUGUGGAAAAGGCUUUUCUACUCAUUCAUACCUUACUCUGCACAAAUUACUUCAUACUGAAGAGAAACCUUACAAAUGGGAAGAAUGUGGUGAGGUUUUUUAUACUUGCUGAAGACUUACUAAACACCAGUAAAUUCACAUUAGAGAAAAUCCCCACAAAGGUAAAGAAUGUGUCAAAACUCUUUACUGUACUUCAGACUUUAAAUAACGCCAUGAAAAUUCAUACUGAAGAGAAACCAUACUUUUAUUAAUCUUUAAGCCUUCAUUAGAUACAAGGUCCUUCCUACUGUAGAGAAACUACAGAUUUGAAAAAUAUGGCCAAAUGUUUUACUGUACUGAAACUUUAAGACCCAGCAAAAGGGCUCAUUCUCAAAAGAAUCCCUUCAAGUGUGAAGUAUGUGACAAGGUAUUAUGUGCUGCCUUGAACUUUCUGUCUACCAGAAUAUUUAUUCUGGAGAGAAACACUGCAAGUGUGAAGAAUUUGGAAAAUCCUUUUUAACCCAUUCAUUCCUGAUUCUGAUCAGUCGUGGCAAAGUUUGGGGCAGGUGUUGUUUUUAUUUUAGGUUAAUUAUGCUCAGACCUGUUGAUUGUGGAGGAACCAAACCAUCUCUGUUGGGUAAGGAUUCUGGAUUGUAUAAAAGGAGAAAGUGAACUGAAAACAACCAUUCCUCUAGCUUCCUCUGCUUCCUGACUGUCAAGGCAAUAUGAACUGCUGCUUCAGCUCCUGCUGUCCUAAAUUUCUCACCAUGAGUCACAGUGUCAUGAUUUGAAUGAGAAAUGUACCCUGUAGUCUUAAGUAUUUGAACAUUUGUUUCCCCGAGUUGGUGGUUCUAUUUGGGGAGAUUUAGAAGUAGGUCACUAGAGGUGAACUUUGUGAAUAAAAAGCUCCCUUUGUAUCCAGUUUGCUCUCUGCUUCCUGCUUACCAUUGAGGAUGUGAGCUCUCAGUUUCCUGCUUGAGGCACCAUGCAAUGUGUUGCCAUGUCCUCCCUCUGUUGCAGAUUUUGAUCCCUUCUGUACCAUAAAAUGAAGUAAAGUCAUUCAUCUAUAA
Rattus norvegicus (Norway rat) is the source of this 3870-nucleotide messenger RNA. Its product is annotated as zinc finger protein 728-like. Gene Ontology annotation, biological process: regulation of DNA-templated transcription; negative regulation of transcription by RNA polymerase II. Lineage: Eukaryota; Metazoa; Chordata; Mammalia; Rodentia; Muridae. The record is from RefSeq and is a predicted model, not a curated record. Gene Ontology annotation, cellular component: nucleus.